CCUCACAUGUUGCUGCUGUGUGACCGUGACUCACUUUCCACUGGCCCGCGCAAGCUUUCCCUGACCUUUGGACAUGGAGGUGAGGAUUACCAACUCUAAGGACAACCAGUUGUUUGCCGGCAUCCAUGUGUGUGUGUGCAUGGCGGAGAAUCCUCCCAUCUAAAGCCCAGUGAGCAGCCAGGCUUACGAGCUCUUGUGACCCCACAGACCAGCGCCGGGCUUAGGGGUGUGUCAUCCAUGAUGCUGCUUCUAUAAACACAAGAACACAACAGAGACGUGAGCGCACAACGAGACGAGGGACUAAGAGGCCACUGGUUCAGACAGUUUUUAUUGUAUUUAUUGGUCAUGGAGAAAUUGUCCAAAGUCUCCAAACCUGUGCGACAGAAGACGCCUGGAAACCAGACGGAGGAAAAUGACGAGAUCCAGGACGGGAAACUACAAAUCAAGCAGGAAACAACAGAUGAAGAACUCACAGACCAAAAAGUGAUGGCCGGGGAGGCUUUGGACCGGAGGAACAUCUGGGAGCCGAGAGUUUACUACGCUCUGGGGAAGGAGUCCUUUCAUUUUGCUGGUCAUGACAUCAGCAUCCACGAAUCAAUAGAUACUUAUGGCGCUCUGAUCUGGCCUGGGGCUGUCGCUUUGUGCCAGUUCCUGGAGAAUAACCGCAGUCAAGUGAACCUGAUGGACAAAGCUGUGCUGGAGAUCGGAGCCGGGACUGGUUUACUCUCCAUACUGGCAAGUCUGCUGGGGGCUUGGGUGACAGCCACCGACCUGCCGGACAUCUUGCCUAAUCUGACCUUUAACCUUCUGCGAAACACCAAGGGCCGCUCCCGCUACACCCCUCAGGUGGCGGCCCUCACCUGGGGUCAGCACCUGGAGCGGGACUUUCCCCAUCUCUCCUGCCACUACGACUACGUGCUCGCGGCAGACGUCGUCUAUCACCACGACUCCCUGGAGGAGCUGCUGGAGACCAUGCGUCACUUUUGCCGACCAGGAAGUCGAACGACGCUGCUGUGGGCCAAUAAGAUCCGGUUCCAGUCAGACCUGAUGUUUAGAGAGCGCUUUGAGAGCAGUUUUAACACGACGCUGCUCACCGAGCUCCCACAGCAGGAGGUGAGGAUCUACCAGGCCACAGCGAAGGAGUGACAGGAGCCUGAAGAGGGGGGUAGGGGGAGUUUUCCAAAAAGUUAGAAAUUAGGUGUUUGUAAAAAGGAAUUUCCAUCAAAGGAAAGGUUUUAAUGACAUUCCUAGAUAGUGUUUUAGUUUGUUGUCACACAGAAAACAAAAUGAACUUCCUGACUCAAGUUUUCAUUUUAAUAAGCUAUUUUAUUCACCAGUACUUUUUCAUACAUUUGUGACUUCAUUCAACUUUUGUUCAAUAAUUUGUUUUUAAAAAUAAAUAGAUUUAUUGUAAA
Hippoglossus stenolepis (Pacific halibut) is the source of this 1415-nucleotide messenger RNA. Its product is annotated as protein-lysine methyltransferase METTL21C. The record is from RefSeq and is a predicted model, not a curated record. Gene Ontology annotation, biological process: peptidyl-lysine methylation. Bases 346 to 1146 code for a protein of 266 amino acids. NCBI's taxonomy places the organism in Eukaryota, Metazoa, Chordata, Actinopteri, Pleuronectiformes, Pleuronectidae. Gene Ontology annotation, molecular function: protein-lysine N-methyltransferase activity. Gene Ontology annotation, cellular component: cytoplasm; cytosol. The transcript has 7 exons.